Messenger RNA from Lecanosticta acicola, 1184 nucleotides. The record is from the annotation of a GenBank genome assembly. NCBI's taxonomy places the organism in Eukaryota, Fungi, Ascomycota, Dothideomycetes, Mycosphaerellales, Mycosphaerellaceae.
AUGGCGGACACAACACCCGUCUAUCUCCAGAAACUCCAGAGCAUUCCGAGGGAGAAAUUCCUCUUCGGGCCUUCGCCUGUGCAGUUCCUGCCGCGAUUAUCGAAGGAGUUGUCGCCCGGGGGAGGUGUGAGGAUCUGGGCGAAGAGGGAUGAUUGUAAUAGGUAUGUGUAUAUCUUGUCCCUUCCCUCCCGAUUUUCACUAGAAAAUUCGUCAUUAUAUUAUCAUGCUUGGUUGAUUGACACGAUCGCUCUUCUCUUCGCUCGCCGCGCAGUGGUCUCGCAUAUGGCGGCAACAAAGUCCGCAAACUGGAAUAUCUCGUCGCCGACGCCCUGGCGAAGGGUUGCACGCAUCUCGUCUCCGUCGGCGGAGUCCAGUCGAACCACACGCGCGCCGUGACGGCCGUGGCGACCGCUUCGGGCCUGCAGGCCGUCACGGUGCAGGAGAAAUGGGUUCCAAUUGAUCCGCCUCUCUACGAUAAAACGGGCAACAUCCUGCUCUCCCGCCUCAUGGGCGGCGACGUGCGCCUCAACCAGGAAGGCUUCGAAAUCACCCACAAGGAAGCCACCAAGCAGGCCGUCGCCGAGGUGGAGCAGCAGGGUGGGAAGGCGUACUACGUCCCCGCCGGCGCGUCGGACCACGAACUCGGCGGUCUGGGAUUCACGAAUUUCGUCGUCGAGCUGGCGGCGCAGGAAAAGCAACUGGGCGUCUUCUUCGACACCCUCGUCGUCUGCAGCGUCACGGGCUCCUCGCACGCCGGGCUCGUCGUGGGCGCCGUAGCCGAGGGCAAAAACCGCAAAGUCAUCGGCAUCGACGCCGGCGCCAAGCCCCAACUCCGCGCCCAAGUCACGCGCAUCGCCCGGAAUACCGCAAAACUCCUCGACCCGGCCCUCGAGAUCCCUGACGACGCCAUCAUCCUCGACGAUAGAUUCCACGAGGGUAUCUACGGCAUUCCCGGACCGAGCACCAUCGCCGCGAUGCAAUUGGCCGCGAGGACCGACGCGCUCAUCACGGACCCCGUCUAUGAGGGCAAGAGUAUGGCGGGGCUGGCGCAGCUCGUGCGCGAGGGGGCGAUCCCGGCGGGGAGUAAUGUGCUGUAUGUCCAUCUCGGGGGUCAGCCGGCUCUCAAUGCGUAUUCGAGUUAUUUCGAUGAGAGGGGGGAUGCGGUGUUGAAUGGAUCGGGUUAG